AUGGCGGAGGGGGAGGCCGGGAGGAGAAGCCCCCUUUCCCGGAGCGCCUCGUGCAAGCGCCUCGAGAGGUGGAUCGGGCCCGAGGAGCGGGCCGGAGGAGGCGGCGGCCCCCCGGGGGGAGCGGGAGGCGGCGGCGCGCCCGGGCGCCCAGCCGUGCCAGGCGUCGCCAAGCUCUCGUCUUCCUCGCCUUCUCCCGGGCCGGAUCCUGCUCCUCCGACGCCGCUGCCGGGCGGCCGAGCCCUCCGGAGUCUGUCGCCGUCGGUGCGCCAACUUUCGCGGCGCUUCUGCGCGCCCCAGAGCGAGCCGGGCGCGGGGAGAGGAGGCUCCUCCACCUGCGCCGGGGCCAGGGAAGACCAGGCGGCUCGGCCCGCCGAUGAGACGCCGGCAGCCGCCGCCGAGCAGCCUCCUCCUCCUCCGCCUCCUCCUCGGGGGAAAGGACUGAGCGAGCCCCCCAAAGGCGGAGACGCGGCGCUCGACUGGCCCAGCGUGACCGAGAUGCGCAAACUUUUCGGAGACGGCUUUCGACGGCAGCAGCAGGGAGGCCCCCGAGGCGACCCCGUCGAGGAAGGCGCGGCACCGCGCGCCCCCCAAGACCAAGCCGGGGAGCUGGGGCACCUGCCGGGCAGCAUGGACGGCGCCCCCCGCCUCCUGCCCGAUGGGGCGGCGCCCGGGCGCAGGGAGGAAGAGAGGCCCCGCGUCGCCGAGCAGCGCCGGGAGGCCCCCCCGACGCCUCCCCCGCGCAGCUGCAUCCCCUUUCGGACCCACCGCCUGCCCGCCGGGGGCGCCCCCCGGACCGAGGCGGAGAAGUUGCCGCAGCCGCCGCUGCAACUUCGGGAGAGUUUACAUUCCUGGCAUAGUUGGACGCUGCUGCCAGCUGCCUCCUCGUCUUCCUCUUCUUCCUCCUCCUCCUCUCCAGCCGUCCUUCUCCUGGGCGAAGGUGGAAGCAGCAACCUCAGGCCAGGGGAGAUUUCCAGCAGCGAGGAGGAGCUGAUGGCCAGGCCCAAGGGGGCCCCCCAGCCGGCUGCCUGCUCCCCCCCUGGCGGCAACGGCUGGCACGGAUCUCCCCACGAGAGGUCCUCGGGGAGCGAGGAGGAGAACCGCCUGGCCGCCCCCAGGAAGCGCUCCCUCCGGAAGAAAAAGAAGGACCCCUUGCCUCAAGAACAGGCCUCGGGCAGCGAUGGGCUGGUGGCGGGGAUGGAGUGGUACCUCAAGGCCCAGGAGGACCUGGCACAGACUCUCUCCCUGCCCUCUGACGAAAGGACUAGGCCGUCUCCCGAGGUCAAGGCCUCAGCCACCGCCAGCUUGCUGGACGAGGCCAAAGCUGCAGGCGAGGGCCCCAUCUUGGGUCGAGGCCUGCUGGAAAGCGGCGGCAGCUCCCUGCUAGGCACUCACGGGCCCCUAUCCUCGGCGCCCACUCUCCCGCUCGUCUCCCGAGUCUCCAAAGUGAACAUCCCCCCCUUCUCUCCAAGCCCCUGCGGGUCGCGAAGCAGCAGCCGGUAUUCCAGCACUGAGACGCUGAAAGAGGAGGACCAGUUUGGGGCCUCCUGGCCUGGCCAAGGCAGGGGCUCGCAAGGGGGUCCGGGCCUGUUCCGCUCCCCGAGCUUCAACCAAAGCGACAGCCUGGCUCGGCUGCAGGCUCAGGUGCGCGCCCGCCCCAAGUUCCCCUUGGGGAUCAUCCAAGCCAAGCAGGACUUCCCUCCGUACGAGAACCUGCGCGGCGUCGGCCUGGAGGCAGCGGAGAAGUCCAGGAACAGGAAGUCCAUGUCGAACCCGGAUAUCGCGACCGAGACGCUGGCGCUGCUCAGCUUCCUCAAGUCGGACCUCUCGGAUCUGAAGGCCGGCAGGAAGGACGGCAGAGCCAGCCAACUCGAGGAGGAGGAAGAAGAGGCCUUUGGUGGCGGCAGGUGCAGAAGUUACCAGUAUGGCUUGGCCGGACAGCAGCUGGUAGGUAGAACCCAAAGUGAGGCUCAGCCGCCAAACCGUUGGGCACCGGGCGGCAGCCGGCCGACUCUGAAAGACCUCACGGCGACCCUGAGGCGGGCCAAGUCUUUCACCUAUUCGGACAAACCCGUUCCCCGCAGGCUCUUCCACCAGAGCGCCAUGAAGCAGAGCUCCUCCGAGCUCCUCCUCACCAACGCCGGCGACCAAGAGGCUGUUUGCGGCCAUGGAAUUGGCCGAGGCGGCGAGGACGGCGAGUUGCCGGUCGUCAUCCAAGACCAGUACAUCCAAGAAGCCAGGCAGGUCUUUGAGAAGAUAAGCAAGAUCGGCUCCCAGCACGAUUACAACUUCGGUCUGGACCAAAAGGACGUCGGAAGCGCGGAAGGCGAAGGCGAGGAUUUGGAAACGUGGAAGGAGGCAGCUGUGGAAGAACGCCGCGGGCAGGGUUUGCGGAAGGCGGACUCCGAAGGGAACCUGUCCGGUGGGAAGUCUUUGGAGGAACUCUCGGGUCCUGAAUCCAGCAUGACGGACGAAGGCAUCGUAACCGAGCCCGAAACAGGCCCUGCCUACAGUUACCUUAACCCGUCGGUUGCGGCCUGGAAGCACCAAAGAGGAAGCGAAGGCGGCCUGUCCGCGGUGAGCUUUCCAAACCACACAGCCAAAGCGAACAGCGAGAAGUUGGGCGCUGCCGAAGAGGCCCUUCCCAACACCAAGACGGCGCUGGAGGCGCCAUCUACGCCCAGUGCUCUCCGGCGGCGUAGGAAGUUCCCGUCGGUGGGGAACGGCACCUCCGAGUCCAGCAGCGGGAGCAACGGCGACUCCAACGGUGAGGCCUACCGGUCUUUAAGCGACCCCAUGCCGCACAGGAGGUCCUCCCUCACGGACGACGCAAAUAACUUCUCCGUGGACAGUAACCUCCUGGGGUCAUUGAGCUCCAAGUCGGGGAUGCCGGAGGCCUCUGCCGUCGCUCUCUCCGAGUGCGCCGCCAGCGCCGCCAGCGACCUGUCGGUCUGCAGCGAAGGCGUCAAAGACUACAGCACCGUGAUCCAAAACAUCGUCAGCCAGCCCGGCGCCCUGGACAAAGUGAUCGACGAGAAGGGCAAUGGGAAGACCAUCAAGAAGAAGUCGUUCAGCGACCCCAGCCGUCGCGGAGAGCUGUCCGGCGCCGGCUUUGAUGGCCCCGGAGAGCCCAUCAGCGAGAUGGACCAGAGCAUCCCUCCGUCCAGCAGCGAGCCCAUCCUGUCGGACCAGGUGAGGGAGGCCGACGGGGGGAAACUGUACUCCCAGUCCGAGCACAUCUUGCCGGCGGCUCCAGAGGGCGACACGACCGACGUGGCUCCGAGCUACGGCUUCGACCCGAAGCUGGCCGAGGUGUUGUCGCCCAGGAUCGUCCGCCGAAGCUCGAAGAAGCGCAGCAACAGGGCCAGCUCGCAGGAGGGUCGGGCGGAAGAGCCCGAUCUGCUCCCUGCCGUCGCCCCUUCCGCUCUGGGGAGAGCCAGGCCGCCCUCCAAGCACACCCGCCAUGCCAGCGAGCCUGCCACCUUCAUCCCCAUCGCGGGCGCCAACACCCCCCCUCCCUUGAGCCAGAACGUCCCCGGGGCCACGCCGGACCUCCCUCGCCUGCUCGCGAAGCCCUACCCAGUCCUCCAAACCCCUUCCUUGGAAGAUGUCACUAAACACUACAUCUUGGCCCUCGGUGAGCCGCCCUCCGCCGGCUUGGUGGAUACGCCCAGAUCUUCGCCCGCCACGCCGACCACGUCUGAGCCCAAACUGCCCAGGUGCCCGAAGCAUCAUGAGGAGCUGGGCGCCGGCCUGGCCAGGAGCAAGCCGCAAGUGGAUAUGCGGAAACACGUGAUUAUGACACUCCUGGACACGGAACAGUCGUACGUGGAGUCGCUGCGGACCCUGAUGCAGGGUUACAUGAAGCCCUUGAAGCUGCCGGAAAACGCCAUCCUCUGCGAUCCUGCCCUGGUGGACGAGAUCUUUGAUCAGAUCCCUGAGCUGCUGGAUCACCACGAGGAGUUCCUGGAGCAGAUCAGCGAGUGCGUGCAGAGCUGGAGCGAGAAGCAGAAAGUGGGGGACAUCCUGGUGAAGUCUUUUUCCAAAGACAUCCUGGUGAACAUUUAUUCUGCCUACAUCGAUAACUUCCUCAACGCCAAAGAUGCUGUGAGGAUCGCCAAGGAAGCCAGGCCAGCGUUUAUGAAGUUCCUGGAGCAAAGCAUGAGGGAAAACAAAGAAAAGCAAGCGCUUUCAGACCUCAUGAUUAAGCCGGUUCAGCGGAUUCCACGCUAUGAGCUUCUGGUCAAGGACCUUCUCAAGCACACGCCCGAAGCCCACCCCGACCACCCGUUCCUGAUGGAAGCUCAGAGGAGCAUCAAACAGGUGGCUGAGAGGAUCAACAAAGGGAUGAGGAGCGCCGAAGAGGUGGAACGGAACGCCAGGAUAGUGCAAGAGAUUGAGUCGCAUAUAGAAGGAAUGGAGGACCUUCAGGCCCCGCUGAGGAGAUUCUUGCGCCAGGAGAUGCUAGUGGAAGUGAAGGCUGUGGGCGGGAAGAAGGACCGCUCACUUUUCCUCUUCACGGACCUGCUCGUCUGCACCACCCUGAAACGCAAGUCCGGGUCGUUGCGGCGAAGCUCCAUGAGCCUUUACACAGCAGCCAGUGUGAUCGACACAGCCAGCAAGUACAAAUUGCUCUGGAAAUUUCCGCUGGAAGACCUGGACAUUGUGAAAGGGGCUUCUCAAUCGCCCAAUCGCGAGAGCAUCCAGAAAGCCAUCUCCCGCCUGGAUGAAGACCUCAGCACCCUUGGCCAAGUUAGCAAGCUUUCAGAGACCCUCAGCUUCCCCCAUCAGAGCCUGGACGACGUUAUCAAGGACCUGAUGGCCGCCAUCCACCGCGAAUUGGCGGAGAAGCAGUCCCUUUCCUUCACCCAGUCUUUCCCGCCCAACAAAAUGGAACUCACGGCAACGAAGGCGGACGGCACGGAGUCCUACAUCUUUGAGUUCCCCAACCCAGACGCGCGCCAUAGCUUUGAGCAAGCCUUCGAGGACACCAAGAAGAAACUAGCUUCCUACAAAAACUGCCUGGACCCUGAGUUCCUGAAGGCGAUUCCCAUCAUGAAAACGAGGAGUGGAAUGCAGUUCUCCUGCGCCUCACCCAGCCACAGCAACCCGGAGAACGCCUACGAGGUCUGGGUGUGCAACAGCGACGGUUACGUCGGGCAGGUCUGCCUCCUCAGCGUCAAAAAGGAGCCUAUCGUCGAGGCCUGCAUCGCCGUCUGCUCUGCCAGGAUCCUCUGCAUCGCCUCUGUGCCGGGCCUCAAGCGAAGCUUCCGGGAGCGCCCCGAAUCUCUGGCCAGCCCUUCCUCAGAACCGGUUCACACGUCGAUGGACGAGUCUGGGCCCCAGCAGUGCUUGCAUAUCUCCAUUUCUGGGUCUUCCCUGGAGCUCUCGGACCCAGUGGACAGCACCACCCGAGAACUGGUCCCCUUCGACAGUGACGACACGGAUGAUGAGUCCUCGCCGAGUCCUUCCGGCACCCUCCAGAGCCAAGCCAGCCACUCCACAAUAUCUUCCAGCUUCGGAAAUGAGGAGAUCCCAAGCUCCAAAGAUGCAACAGCUGAGGCAACCAGCUCGGAAGAGGAGCAAGACCCUGCCGGCUUCCUUCCCAUUGCCACCACUUUCGCCCAGAACAGCGACAGCCCCACGGACGGACGGGCGUUGAGGCGGUCAAGUCGAGGGUCAUUCACCAGAGGCAGCCUGGAGGACCUGUUGAGCAUUGACCCAGAGGCCUAUCAGAGUUCCAUGUGGCUAGGGACAGAGGAUGGCUGCAUCCAUGUCUACCAGUCCUCGGACAACAUCCGAAACAGGAAGAAUAGCAUGAAGAUGCAACAUUCGGCCUCUGUGACGUGCAUUUUGUAUCUAGAUAACCAGGUGUUUGUAUCGCUGGCGAACGGAGAGCUCGUUGCCUACCAGAGAGAAGCCGGACGCUUUUGGGACUCUCAGAACUCCAAAUCCCUCUCUCUGGGCUCUCCCGGCAGCCCUGUGACCAAAAUGGUGGCCGUGGGCGGCAAACUUUGGUGCGGAUGCCAGAACCGUGUCGUCGUCCUUAGCACAUCUUCGUUGCAGCAGGAGCACUCCUUUCACGUCGGGCAGGACAGCAACCGCAGCCUCACCUGCAUGGUGAGCUCCUCAGCGGGGGUCUGGGUCACCCUUCAGGGCAGCGCCCAGGUGAGGCUCUACCACCCUUCCAGCUACGACCAGCUGGCCGAAGUGGACGUCACGCCUCCGGUCCACAAGAUGUUGGCAGGCUCAGAUGCCAUCAUCCGCCAGCACAAGGCGGCUUGCUUGAGGAUCACCGCCAUCCUGGCCUGCAAGGACCUGCUGUGGAUCGGCACCAGCGCUGGAGUGGUCCUGACUCUGCCCAUGAUGUCCAACGCCGCCUCCUUGAAGACCCCGCCAUCGCCGGUGGGCCUCUCCCAGGGACACACAGGCCACGUCCGGUUCCUCACGUCCAUCGAGCUGCCGGAAGGUUUCGACAUCCUCUUUCCCCUGCCCAGGGAUCCAGGUACAGAAAAGUCCAACGACUUGGAGAAACGGGACUCCACGAGGCACAGGCCCCCCAAGUCCAAGAUGCUCAUCAUUAGCGGCGGCGACGGGUACGAGGACUUCCGGCUCACCAGCAGCAGCGAGACAGUGGGGAGGGAUGAUAGCACAAACCACCUGCUCCUCUGGAGGGUCUGACAAGCGAGAUGAGGAACAGGGCGGACCCCUCCGGAGGGGGAGAAGCCGAGAGAGAGAGAGAGAUUGCGUCCCAUCCUCGCCAUCCCCACACGGACGCAUCCCCGUGUCUCAUCUCCCACCCUGAAUGUCUUGUGCACAGGGUCGCCUUUCUGGAUCCGCCGCGCGGAGUUAGCAGCGCGCCUCGGGCCGGGCCGCGUGCGGAACCUCCAGGACGCAAAUCCAUGUUGCACGACUCGCGCUUGCUGCUGUGUCUUGAGUGUGUGGGAGGGGGUGCGCUCAGUGAGAGAGAGGAGGAGAGAUUAGGUGCAGCCACCCCCAUGCGCCAAGCCCCAUUCAAAUGGGACUAAGAGAGAGAGAAACCAUUUAGGAAUUCAACCCUGCUUAGGAAAGGAUUGUCUGCUCUGUGUGUGCUGCUUGGUUAGAAACGCCCAGCUCAGCCGAGGAGUUGUUGAAUGUCGUCAUGUCUGCCGUUUUCGUCCGCUGAGGCCCUCAAGUCCAGAUGGCUGGGGCAACCUUCCCCCAUUCUCACCAAACACAAUCAUUUUCCGCCCCCUCUUUGGUUUCUCCUCGCCUUCAUCCAUCAGAUACAGAUGCAGAGCUUCUCCACUCAAUGGCACCCUUUCAUUCAUGCAAGAACCGCUCACCAGAACCAGACACUGCACACCAUCGUCUUGCCAACUUUUGCGAGGCACACCACUGCCAGCAUCCAGAUAACUUGGGGGGGGGUCCUGUUUGUGUAUAAAUUACCUUUAUUUAUUGCCGGCUAGGAAGAGGAGCUGCUCCAGAAAGGAGGGGAAUGGGGAGGCGGACUGACACUGUUUCCGAGCAAUUUCCAAAGAGAUUGGGAUGGAGAGCGGUUUGGGGCCCUUGUCACGGUCAGAGACACCCCUGCGUCUGGGCUCAGUUGUGAUAACCGCAGGGUUGUUCCCGCACAUCAGUGUUCGAAGAUGUAAGGCUUUGUCGGGUUGCAGUGUUGAUGAUGGCCGCUACCCAAGAUGGCGGCUGGAGUUUGUGUCUGCUGAGAGGGAAGGGGAAAGAGGUUGGGCAUGGAGAAAGCCCGUCUUUGAUGGGGGGGAGGGGCAGCAGAGAAAAUACAAGAAUCUUGACAGGAUAAUUGUGCAAUAUUGAGCAGCUUUCCCCACCAACCCUGCACAGGCCAGGAGGCUGCACCACAGAGGCCUCGUCCGUUUCCAGGGCAACCGUACUCCAUGUUGUCAGGGGAUGGGUGGGCAGGAGUUUGCAUCAACCUGGUCUUACCUUGUACAGUAUUUAUGAUUUAUUUGUUGUGGUUGUUUUUUUGUUUUUAUUUUUUAAAAAAGAAAACCUAGCUACCGUUUGUAGAGGGAGGCAGCCAGUUGAACAGUUAGCAGCGCUUAAUUUAAUCGAGCUCAUAAUCUUCCGUUGUGAGGGGGUAAAUUUGCCUCAGAGACCGAAAGGUCUCCACAGGCAGAUUGAAAGCCGUCCUUAAAACCUUGAACAAAGUUAGAUCCCCGCUAGCAUUAUUGUGAACAUGGUUGAGGGCUGGGGAGAAAGCGGACUGCAUUUCACCAGCUGACCAUGGGACGUAUUCUGGGGACACAUCAGUCGCCGGGUUUCCUACAAAGAUUCCUGAAGGAGGCAAAGCGUUGCUUGAUCUGCAAGGGACCUCUCGGCUGCCCAGUCCUCUGCGUAUUUACUCAGAGGUACGUCCCGCUGACUUUCAGUGGUGCUUACUCCCAGGUAAGUGUGUGUGAGAUUGCAGCCUUCAUGCUCUGCGGCGAGAGUUCUGCCUCGGGAUCACAUUAAACCCGCCUUUGCCAAACUUCGCCUGAUUGGUCUGGUGCGAGUUGGAAGUCCGGAGGUUGUCGGGUUGACCAGAGGCACAUGUUGCGUGCACAGUUGCAUCGUCGAUUUAAAAAGAAUUGGGAGGACGCUGGCAUUCCAAUAACCAGAUGAAUAGGCCAUGCAUUAUGGAAGCCAGACCCACCUCCCAAGGGCAUUGCCAAGAGUGGGGGAAAGGUUAGGGGGGGCAAGAUGUCAAACCGGUGUCCCCUCCUCUGAAGUGAAGGUGAAGCAUCUCAUGUCUCUACUCAAUACCCCCAAUUUCCCCUAAGACAGGAAUACAGCUGAUACCUCGAACCAAGAAUAAGGUCUCCUUAUAAACACAUACAUAGUGUUUCUUAUGCACCGACACUGGAUGCCGAUGAAGACAUUAAAGAAAAGAAGUGUUUUCAGCUGGAUGCUAUCCUAUCAGAGACGCCUAAGGAGGAUAAAAUUAUCCUUCUGGGUGAUUUUAAUGCAGGCCUAGGCAAACUCAGCUCUCCAGAUGUUUUGGGACUACAAUUCCCAUCAUCCCUGACCACUGGUCCUGUUAGCUAGGGAUCAUGGGAGUUGUAGUCCCAAACAUCUGGAGGGUCGAGUUUGCCUAUGCCUGUUUUAAUGCAAGAGAUGGGCGAGAUGUCAAUCUGUGGCCUGGAACUAUUGGGAAAGAAGGAAUUGGCAACAGCAACCACAACGGAAUACUACUUUUGACUAUCUGUGCAGCGCACAACCUUGUUAUUGCCAAUACACUCUUUCGACAAAUUUAAAACAUUAUGGAGGCGCCCUUGGUCAAACCACUGGCACCUCUUAGACCAUGUGGUCGUCUGAGCUGAAGAUCACUGAGAUGUGUGAACAGAGCUAUAAUGAGUGUCUAUGACACAUCACCGAUUAAUAUGCUCCACGAUGGCUAUCAAGAUUGUACCUCAAUGCAGACUUCAGGAAGGGAAACUAAGGUGCAAAAUGAACACUCAAGCCCUUCAAGAUCCUAUUAAGCGGGAUUGCUUCCAAAGGACCGUCUGCUUUCAGAGUUCCCUGAUAACAUUGAGGAACACUAAAAAACAUCCAUUAUUGCAGCCUGUGAACAAACUAUUAAAUACCAAACCAAGAAACACCAGGAUUGGUUUGAUGAGAAUGACAGUGAGAUUGAACGCAUGAUUGACAAGAAAAGGAAGGGCUUUCAGAUCUGGCAAAGAGAUAGAAACUGUGCCACUGAGGAAAAAACCUGUGCCAAUGCGAAGGCUGAGGGUCAAAGAACAGAGAACCAAAGAACACCUGGUGGAUAAAAAAAAAGCUCAAGAGAUCCAGCACUUAGCUGACGCUCAUGAUGCACAAAGUUUCUUUAAAGCCAUAAAGGCCAAUAAAUCAUGGCAUAUGCCCUCUAUGCUCAACAGAUGGUACCACACUUCGCAGGAAAGAACAUUACCAGCAUCUCCUUAACUGCAACUCCCCUGUAGCUGCUGAGGUCCCCUCAGAAAUUCCGCAAAAACAAAUUAAGAGAUGUCAGGAGUGCUCUGAUGGUGUUUCCUGCUUGGCAGGGGGUUGGACUCGAUGGCCCUUGUGGUCUAUUCCAACUCUAUGAUUCUAUGACCUUGCAGUAUCUCCAAAAUGGGAGAGUUGUGUACGGCUGUUAACCAAAAGAAAAACAACAAAGCCAGCAGACCUGAUGGGAUACCUGCUGAAGUCUUCAAAGUGGGUGGAAUUGAACUUCACAAGCUCAUCAAAAAAAAUCUGGGGGAGAGAGGAGAUCCCAGCAGACUUUAGGGGUGUCAAAAUUAUCAGUCUGAGGCUACCCUUCCUGAAUCCCAAAAUGGUUUUAGACCUUCCAGGGGGACAGUAGACAUGAUUUUCUCUGCUCGGCAGCAUCAAGAAAAAUGCAGAGAGCACCAACUUCUGUAUAUGGCGUUUAUUGACCUGACUAAGGCUUUCAACACUGUAAAUCGUAACGCCCUGUGGACUG
Podarcis muralis (Common wall lizard) is the source of this 10435-nucleotide messenger RNA. NCBI's taxonomy places the organism in Eukaryota, Metazoa, Chordata, Lepidosauria, Squamata, Lacertidae. The record is from RefSeq and is a predicted model, not a curated record.